UCUCGGCUUUUCUUCUUCUGCGCCCGACUGUUGUUACUUUCUUCCAUUCCAUAAUUAUAUCAAGAGAAUCAAAAUUUUAAACCGAACUUUUUGUUCUUCUUGAAACGAACAGAAGGCUUAGAAGAUGCAAGGAGGCGAAGAACUUAGCAUCGAUGAGCUCGCUUCGAAUCUUUCAACCUAUAAAGAACAGCUUCAGCAGGUGAGAAAACUAUUGGCUGAUGAACCUGGAAACUCUGAGUAUGCAGACAUGGAAAAAGAGCUUCAAGAGGUGAUUGCACUGACAGAGGAGCUCUUUUCAACAGCGAAGCAAAAUGAAAUUUCUGGAUCGGAAGUUGGGAGUGAUGAUGCUAACGUGCUUUCACAUGGUCAGCAGUAUGUGGGGACUUCUGGUUAUGAUAUGGCAUCAAACAACAUCUUGGAGCCGUUUGAGAAGCUUCCUGUUGGCUCAAAAGUCCAAGCUGUCUGGAGUGAAGAUGGGGAAUGGUAUGAUGCAACGAUUGAUGCACAUACUCCAAAUGGAUACUGUGUUUCAUACGAUGAGUGGGGGAAUAAAGAAGAGGUGGAUCCUGGCAAUGUAAGGCCAAUCCAAGAAGGAGUGGUCGAUGCUUUGGUGGAAGCUGAGAGAGUAGCUGAAGCUACAAAGCAGGCCAUCAAGCGAAAGAUUGCACAAGCAGCUACCACCGACUUCCAAUCACGAACUUUACCAGCAAAGCUUCGUAUAGAUCCUGAUGAUCCUGAAGAUGUGAAAGCUGCGAAGAAAAAGAAGAUACAUGCUUUCAAGUCGAAGAACAGGUUUGAGCAAUUGGAAGUCACACAAAAUAAGCGACAGAAUGCAUGGCAGCAAUUCCAGACAACCAAAGGCCGUGCUAAGAAGGUUGGGUUCUUCUCGGGACGCAAGCGUGAGAGCAUCUUCAAGUCUCCGGAUGAUCCAAAAGGGAAGGUUGGUGUGACUGGCAGUGGAAAGGGAUUGACGGACUUCCAGAGACGGGAAAAGCACUUGCAUCUGAAGGGUGGAACUGUUGAAUCAGAAGAUUAGAGCACUUCAUUAAUGUGUUUCUCUAUUACUCAUUGUGGUUGCAUCACCAUUUUCUGCAAAUCUCUCAUCUGAUUGCAGAAAAAGUCUCCAGCAAAACAAGAAGGAUUAUUAAUCACUUUGGACCUGGAAAAACCGGUCGUUGGUUUAUCUAUGCUUCAGUAGUGCAUGGCCAUAUUGAUGUAAAACCUUUAUACAGAACUCACGGUAAAUCAUAUAGUUCUGUUUAGUUUA
This is a messenger RNA of Macadamia integrifolia, 1267 nucleotides long. Its product is annotated as survival of motor neuron-related-splicing factor 30. Lineage: Eukaryota; Viridiplantae; Streptophyta; Magnoliopsida; Proteales; Proteaceae. Gene Ontology annotation, cellular component: cytoplasm; nucleus. The record is from RefSeq and is a predicted model, not a curated record. Gene Ontology annotation, molecular function: RNA binding. Gene Ontology annotation, biological process: mRNA processing. Bases 125 to 1036 code for a protein of 303 amino acids. The transcript has 8 exons.